CGCAUGUGCUGCGAAUAACGUUGCGCCAAUGUAUGCGGCAGCGCGAGCGUGAGAGCAGCAACACACCUGGUGCUCCUUGCGGGAGUGUGCCCUUCUCUGUCUUGAUAACGAGCGUCGUGCCCACUUCGUCUACUGUUCGUUGCUGCCGACACGCCGGCGCCAUCGUCGCGUCGUCAUUCGUUGUUCGCUUCGCCUCGCCGACUACACACCCAUCCACACGUUCAUUGUUCUGCCGAUCGGCGGUGCCUGGGACACGACAACACGGUCUCUGGUCGACGCCAUGGGCAAGCGGACACUGCGGGCAUAGGCGCCAUCUCUGCGUGCCCGUGUGCAACUCAGUCGGGACCACGUACGAACCGCAGAGGUGCAAUGGCGGAGGAUGAGCAGCGGCUCGCUCCUCCGGCGGUGGCGGCGUUGCGAGAGGAGGCCGCACACACAACGGCCGACAAGGGGUCGAUGCUGAGGACGAUUAGCAUGGACAUCCGGGAAGAGCGAGAGGACCUCAAGAAGGCUGCUGAGCAGUCGUUGAACGCAAUAAUUGAGCUGGGUCUGGAAGGCAAGGUGCGCUGGGUCAGUCCGUCAUGGCAAGAGGUUGCGGGAAAUGCUGCCAGCAGCUUGAUUGGCAAGCCGAUAUCAGAGAUUCUGGUGGAAGAUCCUGAGGUUUUCGCACGUUGUGUCGAGGCGAUGCGCAAGGACGACUCCAAGAGCCACUUCAUCCGAUUCACCGUCCACACUCCACCCUCACCACCUGUCACAGAUGCGCUCUCCGGGGACGAAAAGACGCCUGUGGAGCCCAAGGCCGGUGUUGAUUCGAUGCCGGAUGCCGAACAGGAGGCCACCGAGACGCAGAAGGUCGAUACCAUGGAGCUCGAGGCACAGGGCAUCAUGGUGUAUGAUAGGACCUCGGGUGCGGAGAGUCACACCAUGUGGAUGGUCAAGCCUGCAGUAUCUCGAGAAGUCACUAUAGAUCUCCCACAGAUCCUCGUGGACUCUUUGGGAGUAGGGGCCGAGAUGCUUGCGAAUUACCUGACGCUGCUCGCUGAUGUGGGAGUCCACGAUCCUGCGAAUCACCCUCCACCACUUCCCGUUCUUUGCCGCAUAUGUGAACGACAAAUCACACCAUGGUGGUUCGAGAAGCACACCGAGCUAUGUUCUCAGGAGCAUCGAGCCGAGAUGGAAGUUCAAAUGGCGCAGGAAUCGCUCAACGAACAGCGCUCGGCCAUUGUAAAGGUAUUAGAUGCGAUGGAAGCACAAAGCCGUCUAGCACAGCCCACAAUGGCUGAGCCGAUCACUUCACCUGGAGGGCCCAAAGCUGAAUACAAAGGACUGCCCAUUGGGUUGGGCUCGUCGCCUUCUUCAGGACCGUCCUCAGGCCGUGCAUCCCCUUCACAUCCUGGGCGCUCCCGCGAGCCUUCUGCUAGUGGACUAAGCCACCACCGCGCGCGUUCAUUUGCUGUUCGACGACCGCUGGCGCGGAUCGUCGAACUCGUACUGGACAUCUGUGAUACUGCCAUGGAGAUCAGUACGCCAGCGAUCAAGGACACCAGAGGCUAUGCAACAGGCGAGCUACGCACUCAGUCUCCCCAGUCAGAAAGCCGAAUACAACAAGUGAUCCAGACUCCAUCGCCAAGUGCUGGUCUUUCUGAGAACGAGCAAGGGUUGGCCCUACUUUGUGACGAUACCCACCAGCUUGCCAGAGCCAAAGUAGAAGCCGUUUUUCGCCAUCGACGCGUUUUGGAAUAUUCGGAACGCAUCCGGGUAGAGUAUGAUAUUUUGGUACAAGAAUGCAUCGAAGCGGCUCUGCAGAAGGCUGCACGCAUUGCCGCUGGUGAGCUCAGUGACUCUAGCGGAAGUGGUGAAGGGGAGAACUUCGAUGAGUCCGAGCAUGAAAAGGGCAUGGAAUCAUCAUACGAAAUGCUUAGCGGUUCUCUUGAGCAGUCUACUGCGGAUGAGAUGUUCACCAUGAGCUCUUACCGGUCUACUGCCAGUCCAUCCGCGAUGGCGAUGGCUCUACGAAAUUCUUCGGACCAAGCUCUGCGACAGCGACAGGCUUCCGUCAGCUCUUCUAGAGCUAGCAGUCCCCACGGCGGUGCAACAACGCCUAGAUCAUCCUACGCUGGUCCUACGGAACCCAAUUUUCUACACAAGCGCGGUUCCAUAGCGCUUGAGAGUGACACUGGUGCUGAGAGCGACAGCAGCAUGCGCUCCUCAAUAGCCAGCGGCAGCCAUCGACGUGCUCAUUCGCCGAGCGCGGAGCUUACACUCGGUCGGGCGGCAAGUUCACGUUCACGCGAUCCGAAACGGAAGAGUCUGGUGCUACCAAGUCUACAAAACAUCGGCCGCCAUCAGUCUCCUGCUAGACAGCCGCCAGCACCAUCGUCGCCCUUGCGCAUGGCGAAGCCUCGCAUUCCCAGCAGUGCUGAUAGCCUACCGUCCCCAAUCACUUCGCCCAUCCUAACCCAAAGUGAAUUUAAUUCACCGAUAAUCAGAGCACAGCAUCAUCACCAUAGGCGGCAGUCAUCUGCCGCGCUAUCAGAGGCAUUCGGUCGUCCUGCAUCUCCUCGGUUAAGCGCUGUGGUAUCAAACCCUCAGCCUCGUGCUGUGCAAACCUCCAUCAAGGACUUUGAGAUCAUCAAGCCAAUCAGCAAGGGCGCAUUCGGCAGCGUGUACCUCUCGAAGAAGAAAUCGACUGGAGAUUAUUAUGCAAUCAAGGUACUCAAAAAGGCAGACAUGGUGGCCAAGAAUCAGGUCACCAACGUCAAGGCUGAACGCGCGAUCAUGAUGUGGCAAGGUGAGAGCGAUUUCGUGGCUAAGCUCUACUGGACGUUCUCGAGCAAGGAUUACCUCUACCUAGUUAUGGAGUACCUCAACGGCGGUGACUGCGCAUCUUUGAUCAAGGUUUUGGGCGCCCUGCCUGGGGACUGGACUAAAAAGUACAUUGGCGAGGUCGUGCUCUGUGUACAACAUCUACACAGCAGACAGAUUGUCCACCGAGACUUGAAGCCCGACAAUCUGUUGAUCGACGCGAAGGGACAUUUGAAGCUCACCGAUUUUGGUUUAUCACGCAUGGGUCUUAUCGGAAGACAAAAACGUGCUAUCAAUGCGAAGCCCGGAGAUGCACCACCAGACCUCCUCAAGGCAGGACCAUUCCGCCGCGCACCAUCAGUCACGUCCUCUCGCUCCACGUCGUACGAUUAUCAGGGUACUCAUCAUUCGCCUGUGCAAACCCCAGCCAUGACGCCAGCGUUGGUAGACCACAAUCAACCAUCAUACUUCAGUCUCUACCGAGAGAGCUCGAGGGAGCCUUCUCGGCGAACUUCAGGCCAUCGAAGCGAUAGCGGCGACAGUGAGGCUCUUGCCACAAUGUUUCGCAGAUUUUCCGUGGCAGACGGCCGGACACCAAUCGAAGAAGAGACUGGAAGUGAUGAAGGCGGUGAUUCUCCUGACCCAUAUGCACUGCAGCCGGUGGCAAGCAAUUCGAGUCUGCCACGAACAGAAACACCACCACAGCAGCCGUCGACGCAAAUGCCACCGCCGAUGAUGGCGUUGUUCGACCCGGAGGACAGCAACCGCCGUUUCGUGGGCACUCCUGACUACCUCGCACCUGAGACCAUUAACGGUGCAGGGCAGGACGAGAUGAGUGAUUGGUGGUCUUUGGGCUGCAUUCUGUUUGAGUGCCUGUACGGCAGACCUCCAUUCAAUGCGGAAACUCCCGAACAAGUUUUCCAGAACAUCUUGAAUCGUAACAUUAGCUGGCCACCUGAGGAUGAAGAAGAUCCCGUUUCCGAAGAAGCUAAGGACCUCGUCAACAAGCUCAUGUGUCUUGAUCCCAAAGAGCGUCUAGGUUCAAACAAAGACGAAAAGUACGCCAAUGGCGGCGACGAGAUCAAGGCGCACCCCUGGUUUGCUGAUAUCCACUGGGAUACCCUACGCGAGGAUGAGGCUUCCUUUAUUCCCAUGAGUGAGAAUCCGGAAGACACCGAAUACUUCGAUUCGAGGGGAGCUACCAUGCAGAAUUUUGCGGCAGAAUUUGAAGACCAAACAACAUCUCCUUCGCAGACUCCAGGGGCCGAUUACCCAGACCGUCCGCAUGACGCCUUGUCCAGAGUUAGGAGCCAAGUCAAUGCUGUCAAGCGGGGCUUAAUGCCACUGCACAUUCCGCCGCACGUUCGGGAUGCACGAUCGCGGAGGCUCAGCGAGCCUGUGGUAACCGACGAUUUUGGCAACUUCCAGUUCAAGAACCUACCCGUCCUUGAGAAGGCAAACAAAGAUGUCAUUCAGAAACUGCGUGCAGAUGCUAUGCAGGCCCAGGCGAAGACUGCAAAUGGCGCAAAUUCUGCGACACCAUCUGCUAUGGCCUCUCCGUCUCCUGCACCAUCCUUGGAGUCCAGUCCCGUCGUGCCUGGUCCACUCAAACGCACCUUGUCUGCCAACAAAGGUGCUGCUCACCGACCACAUUCACCCUCUACUUUCAGCCAAGCCAACUCCUCGCCGAGUCGAGGAUCUCAGCCUUCUUCCCCGCUACUGGUAUCGUUCUCUGCAGGCCACAACCAAGAACGACGAAAGACCUCCAGUGGGUCGUCUAGUCUCUCGCACAGUGGAUCCCUCCAACCAGGGCACCUGCUUGAUCAAGCUCCAAGGUUGCCCGUUACAUUCAAGGCUAGCCCAUCUGUGCCGUCGCCGAUUAAGCCAAGCAAAACAAAUUCUGUGCACUUGCCAACUCAGCACGACCGUGCUACGUCCUUACACCGGCACUCUGGCAUCGGUUCUCCGCGGCAGAGAUCGCAAACAGUAGGCUCACAAGACCAGGACGGCGAGCUGUUACCCGAAGUCCUGCCAGCUCAUCACCACAAACGAAGAAGUGGCGUGUUCGACGUAUCGCCAUCGUCAUCGGACAAUGAGGAGACUCGACAGAAGGCUUUGUUACGUGUCCAGCGCCGGAGGCAAAGUUCUCGUCGCCUCUCGCAGAUUAGCCUGACAGACGGACCCUCAUUCCGGACCCUUGAUGUGCUUGUGUGCGAGGACCACCCAGUCUCGAGGUUGGUCAUGGAACGCCUGUUAGAGAAACUACGUUGUCGCACCAUCGCAGUGACAAACGGCUCUGAAGCUAUGCGGUAUGCCAUGAGCGAAGUCAAGUUCGACAUCAUCAUGAUGGAAUACAAACUUCCGCAGGUCAAUGGGGCGGAUGUCGCCCGCAUGAUCCGUGACACCAAGAAUGCCAAUUCACACACGCCCAUUGUUGCCGUCACAGGCUACCUCAAGGAGCUACACGCACCCCAUUCUUUUGACGCGCUGGUCGAGAAGCCCCCAACGAAAGAGAAACUAGAAGAGGUCAUGGGGCGGCUUUGUCACUGGAGGUCUCCUCCCGAAGGUUGGAAGCCAGUUGCGCCACAAGCAAUCCCGUCGACUCUGAAGCGACACGAUACCGUGGGCACCGAGCAUAGCCCAACCACCACCACAUCUUCGGGAUUUACGGGAUUCAACAGCGUCUUCAGCGGCACGCGAGAGAAUUCAAUUGGCUCUAGCUCUCUCGGGGAGAUUGAAGAUCCUAUUCCCAGCAUUCCGCUCAUCAUAUCUCGCCAGCCGACGAACGAGAUGGAGCAGAGUGAGCUGGAGCGCAAUUUCGGUGGGCUUGGAAUCUCUCAUAGUCUGAGCCACGACGAAAAGGGCAAACGGCACACCAACCUCUCCACAAGUUUGGAGCACCAGAUCUCAGCCCCCGCGGCCCUGGAGACAACAGAGAUGGCUACACCCAGGAAAGUGCCGUCGAACGAGGCGAUAGCUGCCAAGAAAAAGUCUAUGGAGAAGCUUCGUCAGGAAUCUGCUGCUGGAGAGAGCGACGCUGGGGACGACGAGGAUGAAGAACUGGGAAAUGUCAAGAUCCGCCAGCGUUCUCCAAAGCGCAACGUCAAGCGGACGUCCAAACUGGGUACUGAAAUGAUGCGCACCAACAGCCAGGGCUCUGUGGUUUCCAGCGAGGACCUGUUAGCUGCGCAGUCCUCUCAGCCAGCGCAUGAUACGACCAUUUUGGAGGAGUCGACAGCAGAUGUGGAGCAAGGUCACAUCACGCCACCUUUGAUCUUCUCUCCCAACCCUGGGAAUCACGUCGAAGAAAUUUGUAUGCCGGAGGCAGAUGCCACGCCAAAACCUACACCUUCGAUCGAACCAGAAGAACCGGCGCCAGGCGCCACAGGACCGGAAGCCGCAUGAAUGAGCGCAAACAGGUCUCGCGGCUUCUGCCACACCGCAACAAAUUUGCAGAGUACCAUCGCUGUGUUGUAUAUCUCUUAUGUUAUUGUUUUGUAUUACGACUACGUUACGCAGAUCUUGAGCAAGCAGGGUGUUGGGGGCGUUUUCGUUUUGAUGCAGAGUCGGGUUGUAUUCGACAGGGUAGGCGCGAUCUCAUUGUGGGCGACUGCUCUUCUCCUUUUAGAGGGCCGUUCAAGAAUGACAUCCAACGCAGAGGGGUUGGUGUGAAAGAGGAGUCCUUACUACGAGCAGUACCAAAAGCGAGGCAAGGCCGGGAAACUGUAGUAUAGAAAGCGCGACAGCGCAUGGCAAUAUCAAUCACCACACUUUGCGCAUUGUUUGUUCGUACGUGGUUUAUGUCUAGCGACACUGUCCGGAGUGUUGAUAUUGAGAAGAG
This is a messenger RNA of Cercospora beticola, 6646 nucleotides long. RefSeq names its product protein kinase RIM15 (gene RIM15). Gene Ontology annotation, biological process: phosphorelay signal transduction system; peptidyl-serine phosphorylation. Gene Ontology annotation, cellular component: nucleus; cytoplasm. The record is from RefSeq and is a predicted model, not a curated record. Gene Ontology annotation, molecular function: protein serine/threonine kinase activity; ATP binding. NCBI's taxonomy places the organism in Eukaryota, Fungi, Ascomycota, Dothideomycetes, Mycosphaerellales, Mycosphaerellaceae.